This is a messenger RNA of Rosa chinensis, 2227 nucleotides long. Its product is annotated as pentatricopeptide repeat-containing protein At2g13600. Gene Ontology annotation, biological process: RNA modification. NCBI's taxonomy places the organism in Eukaryota, Viridiplantae, Streptophyta, Magnoliopsida, Rosales, Rosaceae. The transcript has 2 exons. The record is from RefSeq and is a predicted model, not a curated record. Gene Ontology annotation, molecular function: RNA binding; protein binding. Bases 591 to 2192 code for a protein of 533 amino acids.
CGCUGCGUUUAAGCGGCAAACAUGUAGGAACCCCAUCACCGAGCGCGAGCCAUCGUUCCCGCCUCUCUGAAAAUGCUGGUACUCAAAACACUGAAGCAAACCCAAUGGAAACAAAACCUCAAACGCUUCUCGACCCUUUACAAACCACCAAAAACUGACCUCCCCGCAAUAGUUUCCACCAACAUUUCCAUAACUAGCCACUGCAAAACCGGCCAACUCGACAUUGCUCGCAAACUAUUCGACGAAAUGCCCCACCGAACCGUCGUCUCAUGGAACGCCAUGAUUUCCGGGUACUCGAAGUGGGGCAGAUUCGGGGACGCUCUGUUUUUGGUUUCGGCUAUGCAUCGUGGUGGUGGUGGUAAUGUAGGACCAAAUGAUUCCACCGUAACAUCAGCGCUUGGAGCGUGCGCGCGUUCCGGGUGUUUGAGGGAGGGAAUGGAGGUGCAUUGUUUGGUGGUGAAGUCCGGGUUGGAGAGGUUCGAGAUUCUGGGGAGUUCGUUGUUGUGUUUUUACGCUAGCUGUUUGAAAAUUGGGGAAGCUGAGCGGGUUUUUGAGGAGUUGCGUGGGGGGAAUGAGUUGUUGUGGGGGUGAUGCUGGUUGGUUAUGUGCAAUGUAACUUGAUGGAGAGUGCUGUGGAGUUUUUUGAGAGGAUGCCGAAGAAGGAUGUUGCGGCGUGGAGUAGUUUGAUUUCGGGGUAUGUGAAGAGGGAAGAUGGGUGUGAGAGGGCGUUGGAGUUGUUUGGGUUGAUGAGGGAGAGUGGUGAGGUGGUGCCGAAUGAGUUUACUUUCGACUCUGUUGUAAGGGCUUGUGGGAAACUGGGAGUGCUGUGGGUAGGGAUGGUUAUUCAUGGCCUUUCAGUGAAAUGUGGUGUUGAUUUUGAUGUAUUUGUUAGUGUUGCGUUGAUAGAGUUCUAUAGUGAUUGCCAAGCUGUGGACUUUGCCAAGAGAGUUUAUGAAGGAAUGGAGAACCCGAGUUUAAAUGCUUCCAAUGCAUAUAUAGGGAGGCUUGUAUCGAUGGGUAGGAUUGAAGAUGCAGAGAGAGUUUUUGAUGGAGUGAAAGAGAAGGAUUCAGUUUCAUACAAUUUGAUGAUUAAAGGUUAUGCGAUGAGGGAUCAAGUCAAUGAGGCAAAGAGGUUAUUUGAGUGUAUGAAGCACAGAACUAUAGUUUCUUCCAAUACAAUGAUUUCUGUGUACUCCAGGAAUGGUGAGAUUGAUAAGGCUUUACAGCUUUUUGAAGAAACGAAAGGGGAAAGAGACCAUGUGACAUGGAGUGCCAUGAUGUCGGGUUAUAUUCAUAAUCAGCAACAUGAGGAGGCUCUGGAACUAUAUGUUACAAUGUGCAGAUUAUCAAUAGACCGUACAAGAUCAACAUUCGCUGCUCUAUUUCAUGCCUGUUCAUGCCUUGGUUCUCUUGAGUUGGGACAAGUGCUCCAUGCCCAGUUGAUCAAGACACCAUUUGAAUCGAAUGUAUAUGUUGGAACUUCUCUAAUUGAUAUGUAUUCGAAAUGCGGGUGCAUCACUGAUGCAGAAACAUCCUUUAACAGCAUUACUUCACCCAAUGUGGCAGCUUGGACAGCUCUCAUUAAUGGGUGUGCACAACAUGGGCUUGGCUCUGAGGCAGUUUUGUUGUUUGAGAGAAUGUUAAAGCAAGGAUUCAUCCCUAAUGCUGCUACUGUUUUUGGGGUUCUGUCUGCCUGCAAUCAUUCUGGCCUAGUCAAUGAAGGCAGGAGAAUAUAUGACUUAAUAGAAAAAAGUUAUGGGAUAAACCCAAGUUUGGAACACUGUGCAUGCAUAGUAGAUCUUCUUGGUCGGUCUGGCCGUCUACAAGAAGCUAUGGAUUUUAUUGAAGAAAUGACCGUUGAACCAGAUGGAGUUAUCUGGGGAGCAAUGCUCAAUGCGUGUUGGUUGUGGAUGGACACAGAACUCGCUGAGCAGGGGAAGUUUGAGGAGAAGAUCAACGCUAGAAACAGAUUGAGAAAAUUGAAAGCAAAAAAGGAUCCUGGAUGCAGUUGGAUUCGGCUGAAUUUCCAAGUUCAUCAAUUCUCUGUACAAGAUACUAACCAUCCUCAUUGUACCAUGAUUUACAAAACUUUGGAGCAUCUGACAGCAAAUAUGAACUCUAUUGUUGAAUUUGGUUCUGUUUAUAUGCCAACAGUAAACUCUAGUUCUAUCUAUGCAACAUAUAUUCUAUAACCACAUUCACAACAGCUGUUUAUUCUAUACAUUCC